Molecule: messenger RNA, 1127 nt
Organism: Eurytemora carolleeae
Lineage: Eukaryota; Metazoa; Arthropoda; Copepoda; Calanoida; Temoridae
Product: cyclin-L1
Exons: 14
Coding region: 1-975 (324 amino acids)
Biological process (GO): regulation of transcription by RNA polymerase II
Cellular component (GO): nucleus
Molecular function (GO): cyclin-dependent protein serine/threonine kinase regulator activity
Source: RefSeq, a predicted model, not a curated record
AUGUUACAGAACAUCAUAUCAACGUUUUACAGAAUAACAAACCAGUGUUUUACCGUUUACAUCAAAUAUACUCUAGCAGAUUUUGGCCGAGUGCUGCUGACUAUUUCUAACUCUGUCCUACCCCUGGAUAAGCUGACUCCAACCCCCAGUUCACUCGACGGAAUGACAACAGAGACUGAGAUAGAUUUACGAAACCUCGGAUGUAAUCUUAUACAAACGGCUGGCAAACUACUCAGACUGCCUCAGGUUGCAAUGGCUACAUCCUGCGUUAUGUACCAGCGGUUCUUCUACAGUAAAAGUUAUGUACGGUACAAUUUUGAGCAUGUAGCUAUGGGCUGUGUUUGUCUAGCCUCAAAGAUUGAAGAGUCUCCUAGAAGACCGCGUGACGUCAUCAACGUGUUCACUCACAUCCGACAGGUUCGGCAGGGUAAACCCAUAAAACCUGUUAUCCUAGACCCGGAUUAUAUCAGACUCAAGAACGAUAUUAUCAAGGCGGAGAGACGCGUUCUAAAGGAGCUGGGGUUUUGUGUGCAUAUCAAGCACCCACACAAACUUAUUGUCAUGUACCUGCAACUCUUAAGUUAUGAGAAGGAUCACAAGUUUAUACAGAUGUCCUGGAACUUUAUGAAUGAUUCCCUCAGGACCGAUUGUUUCGUCAGAAAACCGUCUUGGUACGAGCUGCUGGGAGUCGAGGAAGACGAUAUUCGAGACUGCUGUUACAGGAUGAUCUGUCUCUAUCAGAGGAAGAAGGUGAACCAGGAGGAGCUGGAGAAGAUUGUAGAUAAGCUGAAGAUGGUCCAGGACGAGAAGAAGAAGGAGGCGAGAAAAGUAUUAACGGUUACAUCAACAGCUCUGAAUAGUCCAGCCAGCCAACCCUCCUCCCCACACAGACAGAGCAGGAAGGAUGACGAUAGAAGCAGAAGCAGAAGCAGAAGUAAAAGUUUAGAUCGGAAAAAGAAGAAGAAGAACAAAUAGGAGAGAUCCACCAGUUCAGAUAGAAGAGAUAGGCUCAAGCGUAAAGGAGGGAGAAGAGAUUGGUCGUCUUCCCCCAUUCACAAAUCCAGGAAGCACAGGUCCAGAUCUCGUGAGAGGUUCAGUGAUAGAUCAAGAGCGGAGAAGAGAAGUGA